AUGGCGGUUCCAACGGAGGCUCCAAGAUCUUUUCGGCUUUACGUGACUCAUGUGGAUGGAGAGGGCCAUUUCCUUAAAAUAAGUGGCCAACUGGAUCAGCAAUCAUCGCUUAUGGUCGAAAGCUUAUUCGAAGGUGCUCGCGAAAAUCUCGAAAAGGGUGUAGGUUCUGUUCCACCGGCGGCGAUACACGAAGGUGUCAUUUGUGCCGCGAAAUACAAAGAUGGAACCUAUUAUAGAGCUAAAAUAAUAAAUGUUACCAAUCUGGCCACGGGGCUAGUGGGAGUGCAUUUUAUUGACUACGGCAAUAAAGACAUUAUAUCAUUGAGUACUAUACGUUUCUUAGAUAGUUAUGAUCCUAUGUUUUUGCAAUUACGUGGACAAGCCUCGGAUUACUACUUGUCUCGUGUCAAGCAUUUGUCAGGAAGGUGGGAAGAACCACUGCUACUUAAACUUCAAAGUCUCCUCUGCUAUGCUGAGUACCCAGCGGUCGUGGAAGCUCAAACACGUACUUUGCCCAUCAUAUCAAUUCAGUUCAAGGGUAAUGAUCUUUCCACCCAUCUUGUGUCCAAUAGAAUAGGAAUAGCUAUCCCAGUGCCUCAACAAGAGAGUUUAUUAUUACAAAUGAUGGAUAAUCAACACGGAACAGUCUGGUCGCCGACUUUACUCAAUGACGCUCCAUCAUUUACUGAACAUGUGCCGUUUUUAAUCAAUCAGAAUUUCCCGAACCCUGCUUCAGCAAUGAGACUAAAUCAGACUAUGGGCGUACCAUAUAAUGGAGUACCCAUAUCUGGUGUAGGCCAAAGGAUAAUGGUCAAUAAAGCAGCCAGGAAUAUGAUAAAUAUUAGAGCACCGGCUCGUCAACCUCAGUUACCAACUACACAAAUGCCUCUGACUGCCACACCACCGCCUACAAUAAUAAAUAAACCACCAUCACCAAAAAAGUCAAUAACAUAUAAGAGUAGACUACUGGAAGUUAAUUCACAACAUAAAGUAUUUGUAUCUUUUGCUGAAGAAGGGCCAGAGCUAUUUGCGGUGCAACUUGUGACCGAUGCUAAGAAGCUACAAGAUAUGAUGGAUGACAUCAAUAGAAGACCACAUAGCAGUCUAGCCGAACCACCAAUGAUUGGAACGGUUUGUCUCGGCAGAAUGUCUGGAGACCGAAUCAUUUGCAGAGCGAUUGUAAUGAACCUAUCCGGAUCACAAUGCAAGUUAUUCUUCGUCGACUUUGGUGAUACAGAAAUGGUAUCCUAUUAUGAUAUUUUCGAUAUUCCCGAAGAGUUUGUGAAGCCCAAUGUAUUUGCUAUGCGUUUCUGUUUGUCUGGCGUUAAAAAAUUGGAGAAGAGUCCACAUCUAGUUGAAUCAUUCAAACAGCUUGUUAAUGGAAAAGUUUUGACUUUAAGAGUGGUGGCUCCAGAAGGUCCACCGUUGAUACAGUACGGGGAACUGUACUUAGAUAAUAAAAAUGUGCUCGAUUUAUUAAUGGCGAAUAUGAAGGAUAAAUUACAGUUUAAGUGGAUGGAAAUGUUGACAUUGGGAUCUAAACAAUCUGUAUUGGUUUCAUAUGUAGAUAGCUGUAUUAAAUUUUACAUACAGCUAUCUGAUAAGAUAGACGAGCUUGGUGCUGUGAUGAAAGCUGUUAAAGCUCAUUGCGAGAACACUUCAUCGCCGGGUGAAUUACCAGUUGGGGCUGUCUGCUGUGCACGAUUUCCCGAUGACAACAAUUGGUACCGAGCCCUCGUCAGGGAAUCGAGAGGCAACAAAGUUGUAGUGGCAUAUGUCGAUUACGGCAAUGAACAAGAGGUUGAUGUAGAAGACUUGAGGACAAUUACUCCAGAUUUGAUCACAUUACCGGCACAAGCAAUGAAAUGUGCAUUAAGGGGUUUCGAGAACAGACCAGUGGAAACGAAGACAUCGAAUCAACUGGAAAUGCUCGCUCUAGAAAAGACACUAAUGGCUCACAUAUCUGGUGUCCUAUCCAGUGAUACGAUGCUCGUGACACUAGUGGAUCACACUGUGAACCCACCGCUGGACGUAGCAAGGAGAAUGAACCAGCUAUCACAACCUAGGAUGAACCCUGAGCAGACGAAACCUGUCACCCCAGUUCGAAAGGACGCUCCUGAAACGUUCAGUUCACCUGAAAGUAGCAUCCCUGAUGAUAAGAAGAACUUCCGGCGGGAGAAGAGCUUCCGGGAGGAGAGGAAACAGAAGGAGGGAGAAGAGUUUGGACAGAGAGGAGGAAGCUUCAGAGCUAGGGAACAAAAAGAAGGCUUUGAUAGAUCUGGACCCGGAAGGCACAGUGAUAAGUUUGGCGCUAAAUCCGAAAGGGGUGACAGGCGCGGCCGUCCCCGGGAAGCGGGCGCCGGCUCCACGGACGGGGAGGAAAGUCGCCAACGGGACAGAAAAAAAACGAAAGAUCAACAAGACAAGAAGACUUGGAAGAAAGAAACUAUGGGUGUUGGCAAGAGAUUGAGGCAGGCGGCUGAGGCGGCCUGUGUGGACGCGCAGCACGCGAGGAAUACACAGCAGGAACGAAUUAAACGGUAUAACCAAGACGAGGAAACAGAUGACCGUAGUAAUAAAGGAUUUAGACCAGACAGAAGGGAGAAUCGAGAUCGAAGAGACAAUUGGGGCGACAAAAAAGAUAACUGGAAUCAAAAGAGGGAGUUUCGUGAUAAUAGAGCUGAGAGAGGGGAAAGAAAUGAUAGAGAUAGAAGUAGUAGAGGUGGUAGAGGCGGCAGAAGUAACUUCACACCAAGAGAUAGAGCUGAGAGGUCAUACACAGGAGACAGCGAUAAGAGAUCUGAAAGAAGCUUCCGAUCACAAGACAGUGGCAAUGACCGCAGCGGCAGAGCACCACCAUACAAGAAUAAGAGCAAAUUCACUCAAGUCCAAUACAAAGAACUAUCAAACCCUCUGCCACUCGAAACGCCAUUCACUGAACCAUCGGUGGAAUUAAACUCACAGCAAGAAGUAUCAGUGACAUGGAUCAUCUCACCGGAAAACUUCUUCACACAGAUAUUGUCGUUGCAACCGAAAUUCUUAGAAAUGAUGCACAAAAUACCCGAGCUAUAUAAAGGUGUGAAGUCUUACACCGGUAAUGUUCCCAUCGGAGCGUCCGUGUUAGCCAGAUAUCCGGCAGAUGGCGUGUUAUAUAGAGCUACGAUAGUAUCCGUCCAACCUUUCUCUAAAUUUAUCGUGCGUUAUGUCGAUUUUGGUAACAAACAACUGGUUGACGCCAAAGAUAUAUGGCAGAUGGAAUCUGAACUAAUGGAACUGCCAAAGAUGGCUGUCCAUUGUUCUUUAGCGGGGGUCGCGCCUAAAGAUAGUGAAUGGAAGUCUGAUCCAGAAAUAGAUUUGUGUUUCAAUGCGCCGCGUUACCAGUGCGUGUUCCAGGAAUAUGUGGAUGACCAAUUCAAAGUGUCUCUAUGGAAUAAUGGUGUGAGCGUGGCCGAUAUGCUGGUUGAAAAGCAAUUGGCUGUCUUGUCUGAAAACCUUUCAAGUGUCACGCUGAAAGAUGAGCCCAUUGAUUUAACAAUUAUUGUUGGCCAACAAAUGUUAUGCAAAGUCACAUUUGUGGAAUCAUUCGAAAAGUUUUAUGUGCAGUUGGAUUUGGAUAAGGCUGAUUUAGUUGAGAGUGCUAUAGCCAACUAUAAUAUAUCGAAGCUAUUGCCAUUAUCGGCGGAGAAUCUAUCGGAAGGAAUUCAUUGUAGUGUGAAACACGAGGAUAAAGUCUAUAGAGCUAUCAUCAGUGAUGCCUCCGAUAAAGAUAAUAUAAAAGCUGACUUACCUGACUACGGCAGCACUAUAACUACGUCAUUGAGCAAUGUCAUGAACCUACCCACAGAUUUUAGCGUCUACUACUAUCAAGCAUUGCAAUGUUGCUUAAAUAACUACAUGGAGACAUCUAAGAAGUUGCUGUCUUUAGAUGAAUUGAAGGAAAAACUAACUGGGAAAAAGUUUAUAAUCUAUAUUAACGAUGUUGAAGAUAUAACAUUGGUUUCUACACUCUAUGAUCCCAUAACUGGCCAGAAGAUAGCAAUAUUCGAGCCCGAUGAAGGCGCUUACGACGCAGUGAACCAACUUUGUACAAGAGCUGUCUUUAAUUAUAACUUCGGCAACGCCUACAUAUCACAUAUAGAAAAUCUAAAUGAAUUCUAUCUGCAAAAAUCUCUCGAUGGUGAUAAAAUUGCACAACUCUUGGAAAAAUUGUAUAAUUUCUAUGAAGAAGGUACUCCAGAACAAUUGACUAAUUUCGAAGCUGAUGGAUUAUGCGCUGCUAAAUCGUCAGAUGGAAAUUGGUACCGGGCUACAAUAAUAUCCUCGUCUGAAACAGAUGUCAGAGUACAAUUCUCUGACUAUGGCAACUGUGAAAGCGUGGCGAAAGAUUCUGUUAAAGUUUUGGAUUCAUCGUUCUUUGAGCCUUGUUGUUUAGCCCUCGUAGCAAGUUUAGGAUUAGUAGCUCUCCAAGAAGAUACAAUCAGCAAACUAACAGAAUGGACCAACGAAAAAGAAGUGCAGGUCACUUUAGCUUUUGGUAGUGACGGUUGGCUCGCUAACCUACAUCUUGACGGUGUUGAUCUGUCUAUGAAGUUAGUGAAUGAGAAGUUAGCUGCACCACAAGUUAAUGCACCAGAGGCUUCCGAAGACGUAAAAACCGCAGUUGAAGCGACCGAGCCGAUUUCCCUACCUGAAGGUUGUACACGAGUGUAUAUCAGUCAUAUAGAUACUCCCGGACACUUCUGGCUGCAAAUGGCGGAUAAAGUAGACAAGAUAGAAGAAAUACAGGCCGAACUACAGGCGAAUGCUGAAAGCUAUGACAAUAUAGAUAGUCGCGAAAUGGGCACUCUAUGUGUUGCUAAAUAUUUGGCCGACGAUCAGUGGUAUCGAGCCGAAGUACUCGAUUCUGAUUCUGAUAUAACAACCAUCAGGUUUAUUGAUUACGGUAACACUGAUGUGCUUGAUAACCAGCCAGGGUUAAUUAAGACCAUACCGGAACAUUUGAAGCUAGUGGAUAGAUAUGCGAUCAAAUCUAGUGUGAAUGCCGUACCAACGGGUACGGGACAAUGGUCAGAACCGGCUUCAGAUUACUUCACACAACUUGUAGGAGACAUCUCUUCGCCCGUCGAUGCAUUGAUAGUCCUGAAGGACGUCACGACAUACGUGGACAUCUAUGUUAAUGGACAAAACUUGACCGACAAACUAGUCUGCGAAGGAUACGCCACUCGAUCCGAGGAAGCCGAGUGUGGCGACCUGCCAUCUUGUUUCGCUAGUCAUGUUAAUUCGCCGUCAGAAUUCUGGAUUCAACUGGAAACCGCUGCUCCGGAAUUGCAAGCCAUGGAAUCAGCUAUGGUGGACGCCGAGAACUUCCCGGAACUAACGGAAAAAGAGGAAGGCGUUAUAUGCGCGGCCAAGUAUCCCGAAGAUGGGGCGUGGUACAGGGCACAAGUUAUAGUCGAUGGUUCAGAAGGAACCGAAGUGUUAUUCAUGGACUACGGAAACGCUUCUAUAGCUAAUGAAUUGCGCAGCUUACCAGAUGAAUUGAAAGUCAAACCGGCUCUGUCGAGAAAAUGCGCCCUACAAAAACCAAGAGACAUAAAAUCCUGGUCUCGGAAAUCUGAGGUGAAAUUUAACGAACUAGCCGCCGAGGGGGCGACUAUAUUUAAUGUUCAAUUCAUUGCUUCCGGAGAUAUUUCAAUAGUGGAACUUUAUUUGGAAGGUAAAUCUGUCACAGAAGAAUUGGUUGGACUUUGUGAAGAACAUCCCGUCUCUGAAAGACCGACGCCAGUCGGACAAGAUAUACGAAGCAACGGGAAAAUUUGCUAUGUUAAUUCAUUGGACGAGUUUUAUGUUCAGUUAGACGACUCGAUGACUGAUCUUGAUAAAGUUACAGAGAUCUUAAGUAAAGGUGCCGAAUUCGAACCCGUCUCGGAACUAAAAGUUGGAUCACUAUGUGCCGCCCUCUGGACAGAAGACGACCAAUGGUAUCGGGCGAAGAUUUUAGAGUUUUGUGAUGUAGGUUACCAUGUACAAUUUAUAGACUACGGCAAUAAAGCGAAGUGUGAGGAGUUCAGAAUGUUACCUGAGAGUAUCUCAACAAUAGACGCUCUGGCAAAGUGUUGCCGACUAGCAAAGUUUGCGAAUGAUGCUUCGAAUGAAUCUGCCAAGUCCAAGCUUGAAGAUUUAGUUGCUGAACUCGUGACAUUCCAGAUAGAAUUUUUAGAUAGCCUUAAAGAACCGUCAUUAGUACGACUUCUUUUAAAUGAUACUGAUAUCAGUUCCAUUCUAAUAUCCGAAUCACCGGACAUUACGUCCGAGAAAGACGGUGAAGUCGAAAAUAAAACCACAUUGGAAACAAAUAGUCUCGAAAAGGGUGCCGAAGAAAACUGCAAUCGCAAUGAAGAGGUAUCAGAUCUAGAUUCCUCACUUAAAGACCUGAACGAGAGCACAGACAGUAAUAAUACUGUAAUCGAAAAAUCCAUAGAAAAAAAUGAUUCGAUCGAUGAAGAUGUAGAUGGGAGUGAAACUUCAACUUUGAAGACAAACGAUUCCACUAGCACCCUUGACAACUCGUUAACAACAAAAAUCUCGGAUAAUUUAGAACCAAACAGUUCACAGAAGGCAGAUGAAGAUAUCAGUGAGGGUGAUAAUAAACCAAAAGAACCCUCACCGGCCAUAAAUGCAGAUACUUCUAUAGAUAAAAAUGUUUCAAUUGAAUAG
Molecule: messenger RNA, 6717 nt
Organism: Danaus chrysippus (African queen)
Lineage: Eukaryota; Metazoa; Arthropoda; Insecta; Lepidoptera; Nymphalidae
Source: the annotation of a GenBank genome assembly